CCCAGUCCCAGUGCACUUCCCAGCCCAUUACCAACACCCUUCCCACCCCAUUCCCAGUAAGCUUCCCAGCCCAGUCCCAACACCAGCACGCUCCCCAGCCUGGUCCUGGCGAGUUUCCCAGCCCAGUGCUGGCACGCUCCCCACUCCAAACCAGGCACGUUUCCCAGCUCAGUCCCAGUGA
This is a messenger RNA of Leptosomus discolor (cuckoo roller), 181 nucleotides long. Lineage: Eukaryota; Metazoa; Chordata; Aves; Leptosomiformes; Leptosomidae. The record is from RefSeq and is a predicted model, not a curated record.